This is a messenger RNA of Echinops telfairi (small Madagascar hedgehog), 1329 nucleotides long. It is a transcript of the gene HOXD1, whose product is annotated as homeobox D1. Gene Ontology annotation, molecular function: DNA-binding transcription factor activity, RNA polymerase II-specific; RNA polymerase II cis-regulatory region sequence-specific DNA binding. The transcript is spliced from 3 exons. The record is from RefSeq and is a predicted model, not a curated record. Lineage: Eukaryota; Metazoa; Chordata; Mammalia; Afrosoricida; Tenrecidae. Gene Ontology annotation, biological process: regulation of transcription by RNA polymerase II. Gene Ontology annotation, cellular component: nucleus. Bases 1 to 582 code for a protein of 193 amino acids.
AUGCUCCUCGGUAAGCCUGGCAGUACCGGGGACUGCGGACCGGGGGGCUCCGAUCUCGAAUGGUGCCCCGAAGGCCCCCAGGCUCGGGAAAAUGGCUCGCUUACCCCGCCCCCGCUGGCGCGCACGGGUCACGUGACGGCCACGCUCGGCCGCUCCCGGCGCCAGUCCAGGAGGCCCGUUCCCGCGGCCGCCCGAGGGGCGUGCGGAGGGGGCCGCACAAAGGCGUGCGCUCGAGAGAGCAAGGCCGGCAAACUCGCCGAGGACGGAGCCGCCAGCCCCUGCAGCGCGAUCCGCACCAACUUCAGCACCAAGCAACUGACGGAGCUGGAGAAAGAGUUUCAUUUCAAUAAGUACUUACCGCGAGCCCGACGCAUCGAGAUAGCCAAUGCCUUGCAGCUGAACGACACCCAAGUCAAAAUUUGGUUCCAGAACCGGAGGAUGAAACAGAAGAAGAGGGAACGAGAAGGGCUCCUGGCCACGGCCAGCCCCGUGGCCUCCUUCCAGCUCCCCCUCCCAGGGAGGAGCCCCACCAAGCCAGGCAAGCGCCCCCCGAGCCCGUCCCAGGCCCAGGAGCCUUCGUGAGCUCAGCUCUGGCGGCUGACAGCCGGAGGAAGUCAAGGCCGGGCCCAGGUCGGGAAACGUCCAGCUCCGCCGGGCCUGGGGGUGAGCUGGGCAGAAGUUCACAGGGGUUUCUCAUGGGCAAAACCACAUUUCCCCCUUUGGCUUCUGAGUUGCCGCCAGUGUGUGUACAGAAAUUCAUUUGAUGCCUCUUAAGCCACUUGUUUGAGCGUUGCUUGUGACUUUUAUCCGGAAAAAGGUACCAGCCCAUCCCUCUGCUAAUUUGCCGAACUUAGUCUUAGGCAGUUCUGUGGGUGGUGAGGGGCGCAGCCUCCUCGUAAGCUCACAGGAGCAUCCGUCCAAAGUUCGCCUGUUUUUGUUUUCCUUGAAAGGAUAAGGCAACAUGUAUUCAGCUUCCCGAGGCGACCAAAGCUAAUUAAGAGCUCCUUGAAGUUGCUUCAAUGAGCUGCUUCAAUGGUGAUCUCCACCUUUGUACUCUUUUCCCUUUAAAAAGCAGUUUCUACCUCUCCAUGUGCCUGAGUGAAGAUACAAUCACUAGUUAGUAGCUGAACAAACUCACAGGGUGGGUAAAUAUUGCAACCUGAACUCUACCUUGACCUCAGUUGCCCAAACUUGAAUGUAAAUAUAUACAGUAUGUAUAUUUUUUAAACAAAAGAUUUGCUUGCAACAAACUUAAUAUGUGACAUUUAAUGUCAUAGCAUGUAAACGGUUUGAAUUUCUUUUUUGUAAUAAAAAUUACAGAACCUGCUA